Molecule: messenger RNA, 666 nt
Organism: Anneissia japonica
Lineage: Eukaryota; Metazoa; Echinodermata; Crinoidea; Comatulida; Comatulidae
Exons: 1
Coding region: 1-666 (221 amino acids)
Source: RefSeq, a predicted model, not a curated record
AUGUUCCACCAAUUUCAUGUGAACAAAGAAGACAGGGACUAUCUAAGGUUCCUUUGGUGGGAAAAUGGAGAUAAUGAUACUGAUCCCAUAGAAUGCCGCAUGAGGGUUCACCUCUUUGGAGCCGCUUCAUCUCUGGGCUGCGCCAAUUAUGGCAUCAAAUAUGUAGCAGACCUCUUCUCAUAUCGACAUGGAGCAGAAGCAGCCAACUUUAUGAAACACAAUUUUUACGUUGAUGAUGUCUCAUCUAUAUCUGAGGCAAUUAAAUUAAUAAAAAAUGUAAGAAAGCUAUGUGCAGAUGGAUCACUAAGGCUACACAAGUUCAUAUCAAAUAGCCGUGAAGUAAUGGAACAAAUUCCAAAAUCCGAACAAGCUACCGGAAUUAAGGAUAUAGACCUAUCCUGUGAUUCACUUCCAGUUAAGAGAGUUGGUGUGCAGUGGUGUGUCGAGUCUGACCAAUUUGAAUUCCGCAUUGUACUCAAGGAUCAACCAUUAACUCGAAGGGGAAUAUUAUCUACUGUGGCAUCAAUCUACGACCCUCUUGGAUUUCUUGCCCCAUUCAUUUUAAAGGGACCUAGUAGUAAGCGCAAAUGGGACAAAUAUGGAUACUGUCUCUUUUUUGUAAUUAGAGAAAUACGAAGAUUCCACAUCAUGUCAACGAAAACAUAA